CGAGAGAAAAAAAGAGAGAGAGAGAGAAAGGCAGAGACCAGAGCCCGACCUGAAGGCCACCCUCCUCACAGAUCAAACGAUUCCAAAGCAGAAAGUGACAGAUUGGUUUCUUUUUUUUAAAAGUUCGCUGAUAUUUUUCCUUCUUCUUCCUUUGAUUCUUCUGUGCUCCCAUCUCACUGUCCACUCUCCAGUUUCUGUCUUCCGAUUCCUGCCAGCCUCAAAUUCUAAGUAAUCUCUUCAGUAUGGAUUCCGAUUUUCUGGUAGCAUCUUGUACGUCAUGAUCUCUUCGCUCUGAAGUCUGAACAGCUGAUGGGUAGGCAGACAUUUAUAAUUUGAGAAAAGGAAUGCGUAUCUGAUCUUCACCCUGGGCUGCGUAAUUAUCAAAGACAAGACGUACAGGAAUACUAUCAAAGAAGGAGGAGAAAAAAGAAAGAUUUCUGUGUGGAUUUCGGAUCUGAAAAUUGCCUGCAUCGUAUUGAUCCGAGCUUGGAGUCCUGAACCACACGCUUCGCUUUCGAAUUUCGGAGAAUUCAGUUUAAGCUAAGCUGAAUUGUGUGAGAAUUCAGCUUCUGAGACACAAACAAUUCAAAAUUCCAUUGAAUCAACCGGCAAGAGAAGGUUUUGAAAUAGCUUUGGAUGCAUGGAGCUCCCUCAGGCGCGUUCCUUCGGAACCGAAGCAAGAAAACCGACCCAUGACUUUCUCUCACUGUACAGUCAUUCAACUGCCCAACAAGAUCCGAGGCCACCAUCUCAAGGAAGUUACCUGAAAACGCAUGACUUCUUGCAGCCACUAGAACGUUUUGAGAAGAAAGCAAACGCCAAGGAAGAAGCAUCGGAUGAGAUAUCAUCAGUGGUUCAAAAGUCACCACCUCCUGCACCGCCGCCGCCGCCGCCAUGUGUUGAGCACAUCCUUCCUGGAGGCAUUGGGACUUACAGUAUCAGCCACGUCUCGUAUUUUAGUGAUCCCAGGGUUCCAAAGCCGGAGGCUUCCUUUUUCAGUGUGUCUCCUUGUGAAGCAAGUACAGAUAGAAAUGAGGAGAACUCAAACUGCAGUUCAUAUACUGGAAGUGGUUUCGCUUUGUGGGAAGAGUCUGCCGUUAAGAAGGGAAAGACAGGGAAGGAGAAUAACGUGGGAGAUAAACCCGUUAUAUCAGAGUGCGCAGCCAAGACAGGGCAGUGGUCGCUGACUGAGAGAGCAUGUCAGUCAUUUGUUAAGAAUAGUCAGCAUAGCUUCAAUUCUGUCACUUCCACUCAGAAAACUGGGCAGAAAAACCAGAGUUUUAUUGAUAUGAUAAAGUCCGCCAAGGAUUGCUCUCAGGAUGAGGAGCCAGACAAUGAAGAAGCAUUCAUUUUUAAGAAAGAAUCUUCAAAUACCCAGAGAGGCGAAUUGAGAGUGAAAGUGGAUGGAAAGAGUUCUGACCAAAGGCCAAACACACCACGAUCAAAACAUUCUGAAACAGAACAGCGAAGAAGGAGCAAAAUUAAUGACAGAUUCCAGAUGUUGAGAGAGAUUAUUCCACACAGUGACCAGAAAAGAGACAAGGCAUCUUUUCUGUUGGAGGUCAUUGAGUACAUUCAAUUUUUACAAGAAAAGGUUCAUAAGCACGAAGAUUCAUACCAAGUUUGGAAUCAAGAGAGAGAGAAAUUGACCCCAAGGAAGAACAAUCACAGGCCUUCAGAAAGCUAUGAUGAUCCAUCUCGUGUAAUAAAUAGUGGGUCAGGUCCUUCUUCAAUGGUACUGUUUCCUUCAAAGAGGGAGGAGGAAAAUUUUAGUAUCUCCCCAACAAUUACUGGGGGCACAAAGAACGUAGAUGCUGGCACUAGUUCUGCAACUACAGUGAGGGCAAUGAAUCAACAUCCUGGAAUAACCAAUAAGGCCAUGCCAAUUCCUAACCCUUCACAGCCAAAUUUCUUCAAUCCUAGCCACAGUGGCGGCCCAGGUAGAUUGGUGUCUCAGCCCACACACAGGCUAGCCUCAGAUGCUGAAAACAUCGUGUAUAAUCCCUUAGGACAAUCUCAGACUUACUCUUCUGCUACAGGGGUGACUGCUGCUAGUGAUAAGCUUAAAGAGAAAGAGCUCACUAUUGAAAGCGGUGCCAUUAGCAUAUCAAGUGUGUACUCAAAAGGGUUGUUGGAUUCACUAACACAAGCACUGAAGAAUUCAGGAGUGGAUUUGUCACAGGCUAACAUCUCCGUGCAAAUUGAGCUUGGCAAGCGAGCAAACAUCAGACCAAUUGGACCAACUUCUGGGGUUAAGGAUGAAGUUACUUCUAGCAACCAAGGGAUGAAGCGCUCUAAAGUUUGUAGCGUAGAGGAGACUGACCUAGCAGUAAAGAAGCUAAAGACAAGCAGAAGCUGAUUCAACUUUCAUAUUCAUUCGUUCCUUACUAUACAUUUUAUUCAAAUUUUGGCUACUUUUUUCUUUCUCUACAGUUAAUUUUUGAAUGGGUCAUUCAAGUCUGCUUCUGCUGGCAUCUUAUCAGCGAGAAGGGUGAGGUCGACUGUACAUGCAUUGUCUUAGUUCUGUUGGGUCCUUUAGAUUCCCCCAACAAAAUAAUAUGAAUAAUUUAGUUUCUAUAUUAUUUAAUUAUAGAGGCUUCCAUUCCGAUUGAGAAGCUGUUUUUUUUCCCUAUCAAGGCUUCCAUUCAUGUAAAGUAUUGUAUUAACUCUUGGUCCUUUCUGUGUUGUAUUUUUUCAACAUUGGUUGUGUGGUCUUAAAAGUACUUUUUUAAAAUCUGGAGCAUAGUGUGACCUGUUGUUCUCUUUCUGAA
Messenger RNA from Neltuma alba, 2771 nucleotides. RefSeq names its product transcription factor BIM1. Gene Ontology annotation, molecular function: DNA-binding transcription factor activity; protein dimerization activity. Bases 641 to 2359 code for a protein of 572 amino acids. Gene Ontology annotation, biological process: DNA-templated transcription. The record is from RefSeq and is a predicted model, not a curated record. NCBI's taxonomy places the organism in Eukaryota, Viridiplantae, Streptophyta, Magnoliopsida, Fabales, Fabaceae. The transcript has 12 exons.